AUAGUCUCACCGAGCCCAGACAGUGAUACUUCUGGCUACUAUAGAAAUCGCUGCCGACGUGAUGAGCGCGACCGGGGCAAUCGAGGAAGAUCGAAGGAACGGUACCGUAGUAACAGCCGGUACAGCCGUAGCCGAUCACGGUCCUACAGCAGGGAACGUUACUCCUACCCACGGCAGCGAAGCAAUGAACGCGAUUCCUACCGGGACGUGAAUGAACAAACGUACGAUGAUGGCGGUUGGGACAGCCGCGAAAGAUUUCGUGAAAGGAGUCGCGAGCGGGACCGUGAUCGUAGAUCUCGCGAAAGGGAACGAUACCGGGAUCGAAGGGAUCGCGAUAAAGGCGGCCGUCGUGGAGGAUACUCGCCCAGCUCGAUGGAUGAUGGGGAAAACUUUGACAGUGACAAUGAAUUUUUCUAUCAGCAGAAGCCCAACAAUAACAUCAUCAUCCGAGGUCUAGCUCCACAAGUCACUGAAGCUGAUAUCAACAGCGAUCUCAUCCAGUGCGGGUUGCAGGCUCUUCACGUUCGGCUGAUCCGGAAACGAAAGACAGGUGAAUCGAGGGGUUUCGCAUUUGUCGAGUUUCGCACAGAAGAGGAAGCAACUCGGUGGAUAUGUUACAAACAGGGAGUGCUAGUUUUCAACGGACAGCAUGCCGUCAUGCAGUACACUUUUUCGAUGCCGACAAAAUUUCAGACCGAUUGGUAUUGUGCUAAGUGCUACGCGUUCAACUUCCGGCGCAGGGAAAAUUGCUUCAAAUGUCAUGCGUCCCGCGAGGACAGCGAAAUUGGCGGUGAUGGUAGCGACGAGAUGAGCAAUAUUUUGACGAAAAAGAUCAUGCUACGCAAUCUGGAUGUGCUGACGAACGAGGAAAGCGUGAUGAGCGUGAUGCAAAAGAAGCUACCCGCAGAGCUGGUGCAGAAAGUUGGAAAGGUGGUCAUCUGUCGCGAUCCGCUGACGUCAAUUUCUCGCGGGAUGUGUUAUGUGCAUUUUGAAAAUCUGGUCGAUUCAAUGAAUACGCACAAUGCACUGAAGGAGCUAGAUCCACCGCUCAGAAUCGAUGGACGGGAUGUAAUCAUUUCGUACUGCAUGGAUACGGAAAAUAGGAACCUGAUGAAACCACAUCCACAUGCCCAUCAGGGUAGGGAAGGCAAUCGGCAGGGAAAUAGUAAUCAAGCUCAUGGAGGCUCAGGGAACGGUGGCAAUAGUGCGAAUAAUUUCCAAGGCAAUGGUAGCAACAAUGUCGGCUAUCGUAGCGAGGGAGGAAACAAUUAUGACCGGAGCAACAAUUAUGGUAACAGUCACAAUGCGCAUGGAAUGAAUAAGAAUUCUGGCGGUGGUAAUCGAGGAGCUUUUCAGGACAUUACUGCACCACCGCCCGGUGGAUCUACGACUGGGCCGUCAGGAAUGGGAGGCUCUUCAACUUCUUCGUCUGCCGCUGUGGGCAGCAUACCCGACAACUAUACACUAGCGGAUGUGCCACGUUUGGCGGAGUAUAGUGCAUCAAUGUAUGCGUCAAAUGCGGCCGAACAUAAACACUACCUGCAAUACUACACCGAAUACUACACGAAUCAACUGUCGUCGGUUAGUGACGGAAGGUCGCAAGUGGCAGGUCCACGUGCGUCAACUGGUUUGGGUGAAACGGCCAACAAUGGUGCUGCCGUUGCUCAGUCGGCAAUAGCAAGGAAACAGCAUGCUGGACCUAAUGGGAAAUCGGAGAAAGGCGAUGUGUAUGGUUCUGUGCUUGGCGCAUCGAAUUCAUCAGCAGUUCUAGCUGGCCCACAGCUUCCGGUACCGAACGGAGUAGACGGACGAAAGUAUCCUACACCGGACACUUCCUUGUAUCAGUACGAUGAAACAUCCGGCUUUUAUUACGAUCCCACCACCGGACUUUACUACGAUGCCAACUCCCAGUACUAUUACAACAGCGAAACCAGUUCCUACCUUUACUGGGAUCCGGAGAAUCAAACGUACGUAGCUGCACCAGCUUCAUCAUCCACCACGACGACAGCGGCUUCCGGGACGCCUCAAAACGCAAACAGUUCGGAAAUAGUUGGUCCUACCGCAGCAGCUGCUGGAUCAUUGGCCGAAAAUGCUGAGAGAAUGGAAAAAUCAAAAGCAAAAGAACAAGCACCACCCCAGGAUAAGGUGAAAGUUGCUAAAAAGAUUGUGAAAGACAUGGAAAAAUGGGCGAAACAGCUAAAUCAAAAGAAGGAUUACAGUGUCAUUCAACCACCGGCAAGGAUUGAAGAGGCCACGCUAUAUUCUUCGCUUGGACCAUCGAAACCGCUGUCAGAAUCGCUCGGUGGACUUGGUAGCGCGGGUUACGCUGAUGUAGGAUUUUCACUACUGGAGAAAAAGGAACGUGCUGGUGGUGGCACAGCGGCCACAAUGACUGGUGGAUUAGGAGCCAGUUCCGGUUCCUCCUAUCCGUCGAGCGGUGCUCCGAGUAAAUCCGUUACCAGUGCCACAUCGGCAUACGGUGGGUCGGAUUCGGACAAUGAGUUCGGCGAUGGUGAUGGUCCCGCCGAUCGCGAUCUGGUUGAUUUUGACCGGCUAACCUGUCUGCUCUGCAAACGUGCAUUCCAAUCGCAGGAAAUUCUGAUGAAGCAUAUCAAGAUGUCUUCACUGCACAAAGAAAACCUUCAAAAGCUCAAUGCAAAUUUCCGGGCCAGUGGUGGAGGUGGUGGUGGUGGUGGUGGUUCGAGAGGAGGCGGUGGGAGUAGUGACGGUGGUUCUGGAGGUCCUUACAAUGGUUUGCAGUAUCGCGAUCGGGCGAAGGAGCGUCGGGCAAAGUACGGCGAGGAUGAAGCGCCACCGGUCAAUCGCAGUAAGGAACGAUUCCAGCGAGAAAUUGAAAAGCAAACCCAAUCGUCGUCGGCCUAUCCACAGGGUACGGCUUCGGCGGUACCGAUCGGUCAGAAUAACAUUGGCAAUAAGCUGCUACAGAAAAUGGGAUGGUCGGAAGGACAAGGUUUGGGCAGAAGCAAUCAAGGACGUGUUAACAUCAUUGAGGCGGAAGCACGCGUAGCCAACGUUGGAUUGGGCAUUAAAGCGGCGGCACAGUUCGGACGCACGACGGACGAUUACAAAACGUACAUAAAGAAAAUGAUGAAAUCGCGCUACGAACAGGUGGACGUGAAGGAUUAAACACACA
Molecule: messenger RNA, 3154 nt
Organism: Anopheles maculipalpis
Lineage: Eukaryota; Metazoa; Arthropoda; Insecta; Diptera; Culicidae
Product: RNA-binding protein 5-like
Exons: 10
Biological process (GO): mRNA splicing, via spliceosome
Cellular component (GO): nucleus
Molecular function (GO): RNA binding
Source: RefSeq, a predicted model, not a curated record